CUCCCAUGCGGGUGCAGGGCCCAAGUACUUGGGCCAUUCUUCACUGCCUUCCCAGGCCACAGCAGAGAGCUGGACUGGAAGAGGAGCAACUGGGACAGAACCGGUGCCCCGAUUGGGACUAGAACUUGUGUGCCGGCGCCGCAGGCAGAGGAUUAGCCUAUUGAGCCGUGGUGCCGGCCCCCAGUUCAAUAUUUAAAUCUUUUUUUGUCAAAAUAACCACUAACAGGAAAUUAAAUUUCUCCACAGGUCAUCUGUUAAAGUAGAAGAUAACACAGGACUUUUAUUUUAGGAUGAAACUGUUAUCUGAAGGACAUCUAAGGCUUUGUGUUGUUCAACCAAUACAUCUCACAUCAUGGCUGCUCAUGCUUUUCAUUCUGAAGUCAAUCUCUUCUCUAAAACCUGCACGACUCCCAAUUUACCAAAGGAAACCUUUUAUUGCAGCUUGGAAUGCUCCAACGGAUCAAUGUUUGAUGAAAUACAAUUUAAAACUAAAUUUGAAAAUGUUUCAGGUGAUUGGAAGCCCUUUGGCCAAGGCCAGGGGGCAGAAUGUCACUAUAUUUUAUGUCAACAGAUUGGGAUACUAUCCUUGGUAUACAUCAGAAGGGGUCCCCAUUAAUGGAGGCCUCCCUCAGAACAUAAGUUUGCAAGUCCAUCUGGAGAAAGCUGAUCAGGACAUCAAUUAUUACAUCCCCGCCAAGGACUUCAGUGGACUUGCUGUUAUAGACUGGGAAUAUUGGCGACCACAGUGGGCCCGGAACUGGAACACAAAAGAUGUCUACAGACAGAAGUCAAGAAAGCUUAUUUCUGAUAUGCAAGCGAAUGUAUCAGCUACUGACAUCGAAUAUUUAGCCAAGGCAACCUUUGAAGAAAGUGCAAAAGCUUUCAUGAAGGAAACCCUCAAAUUGGGAAUUAAGAGCCGACCCAAGGGCCUUUGGGGUUAUUAUUUAUAUCCUGAUUGCCAUAAUUAUAAUAUUUAUGCCCCAAACUACACUGGGUCAUGCCCAGAAGAGGAAGUUUUGAGGAAUAAUGAGCUCUCGUGGCUCUGGAAUAGCAGUGCUGCUUUAUAUCCGUCUAUAGGCGUCAGAAAAGCCCUUGGAGACAGUGAAAACAUUUUGCGCUUUUCACAGUUUCGAGUGCACGAAUCCUUGAGGGUCUCCACCAUGACAUCUCACAAUUGCUCUCUGCCUGUAUUUGUCUACACAAGGCUAGGAUAUAGAGACGAACCUUUAUUUUUUCUUUCUAAGCAAGACCUAAUCAGUACCAUAGGAGAAAGUGCUGCAUUGGGAGCUGCAGGCAUUGUUAUCUGGGGAGACAUGAAUUUGACUUCAUCUAAGGGCAACUGUACAAAGGUGAAGCAGUUUGUGGGCUCUGAUUUAGGGAGGUACAUUGUCAACGUGACCAGAGCCGCUGAGGUGUGCAGCCUUCACCUCUGCAGGAAUAAUGGGAGGUGCAUAAGGAAGAUGUGGAGAGCACCUGAUUAUCUCCACCUGAAUCCUGCAAGUUUCCACAUCGCGGCCUCUGAGGACGGAGAAUUCAUUGUGAAAGGCAAAGUAUCUGAUACAGACCUGGCAGUGAUGGCCGAGAAGUUUUCCUGUCAUUGUUAUCAGGGAUAUGAAGGGGCUGAUUGCAGAGAAAUGAAGACAGUAGAUGGCUGCUCUGGGGUUUCCUCUUUCUCUGGCUCACUAAUAACACUGCACUUUCUGGUUUUAGCAGGUUAUCAGAGCAUUCAGUUGUGCGAUAAUUGAGUUUAAAGGCAAUUGUGUGGCCUCCAGUAUCAUCACUUAAGGAAAAGACAGAACUCAAGACAUUUCCUUUCUCCUGUGAACUCCACUGAGAGGUAUUAUAAGGAGACAUUAUGUGUGUCACUUAAAAUAAACAGAAACAUAUUACUUUAUUUCUCAACAAUUUGGCUACAAACCACAUCCAGGAGUACAAAUCAAUGCACUUUUCUUCAGUAUUGGAAUGUAUAAGUUGUACUUAAACUAAAUCUAAUGUGUUUUAAUAUUUUUAUGAAUGUACAUAUGUGAACAUGUACAUAUAAAUACUAAAUUAUUGAUUUCAAAGACUGUUUUUUCAGCUACCAGUUUAUCUUAGGACAGGUUACUAAGUAGUCAUUUGAUCCAACAGAAGGCAUCACUGCAAGGCACAAGCUGAUCAACUGGUCCAAAUGCAAAAUUUCUAUUUCAGCCUCAGGCUCCCUCUAGAUAUCUGCUUUCACCCAAUCUCUGCUUACAGAACUACUCCUGACAUAGCUUCUCCCAAGAGGGCAGGCACUGAGACAAGGAAGCUGUUCUCAACUCAUUGCAAAGGCAUCUAUUCAAAUAAAGUGGCUCCCUCACUACCACAAGUCCUUCCCUCACAGGACCCUGGCAGUCUGAAUACUGCAGAAGCUUUUGGGCCAAGGUCCAUGAUUCCUUAGGCUCAUGCUGCUGUAGCUGGAAGCUGCAGCCAUGUUCAAAAAUUGCAGUUGUAGGUUUUUGCAAGAAAAAAAUAAUCAUUGAAGACAAGAAUUAGCAAAUAACAUUUAAGGCACCCAGAAAUGUUGAAAAUGGGGCCUAUCAGAAAAAUUAGAUAUUUUUGCACCUUCUCUCCCACCUACAUAUGAGUUUUGAGUAGUGUUUUAGGGAAAUUUGGAUCUAAUUUGAAUCAUGGUUGUAUGACUCUGCACAAGUUAUGUUUCUCAUUUUGUCAUUUGAAAUUUGGUAAUAAGAUUCCUACCUCAAUGAGUUAUUCUAGAAAUAAAUGGAAUAAUAUAUCCCUUGCAUACUUUAGCUCUUAAUACAUAAGGCUGAUCCUCAAUUAUAUCUUCGUCACCAAAGUAAUCGAACAGCUCAGGCUAACAUGGGUUCUAGGGCUAUUUCCUCUUCCUGUUGCUAUGUUGUAUUUAUAUUCACUCAUGCACUAUGUUGGUUUCCUGAGAGGCACACCUAGUGGAUAAGAUUUCCUCCCCUUGGAGCUUAUCUUACCGGAAGAGAGACUCAAGAAAGAUGUGAUGUUGUUUAAGAAGGAAUGCUAGUUGAUUCUCCUCCCUCUCCACCUCUUAUGUGUGUCUUUUGGUGACACAUUUCCAGUUUUUAAUUCAACUCUGGAUCCCUCUUAGCAGAGGUUACCGACAUUGUUCAAUAUAUUUUUAAAUAUAAAACACAAAUAAAACAAACACUUUUAUAAUAUCAGGAAUGAAAACAUUACUUAGAUUAACUUUUUUAAAAAUUAAAUUUAUUUUCAUAUCGAAGAUAUGACUACACUAUAAAACUUUGUAAAGUAUAAAAAUAAUAAGUGAAAUCACCAAUAGUCACUCUAACAUACUGGUAAUUUCUGGCAAAUUUUUCUAACUUUUCUUCUAUAGACUUUUUUUUACAUCAUUGUAAUAAUAACACUUGCAAAUAUUUGAUCCUGCAUUUUCACUUAAAUAUAUAAGUAAUUUCCAUAGUAUUUUUAAUCCUAUAGAUAUAAUUUUAAACCUAUUUUUAAGGCCACAUAAAAAUCUACCAACUAGAUGUUGAACACUUUAACAAUUUUCCCUGAGUUUUAACUCUUAAAUUCAAGCUUUUGCUAUUUGGUCACCUUAUCAGAGAAGACUUUCCAGACUUCCUCCUAAUUUAUUCAUUUACCUAUUAAUCAAUUCAUCCAUUCAUUAAUUUAUUGAGUAUUACUUCUUACCAGGCACUGUAUAGGGUUUGGAAUACAAAUUGGAGCAAAACAGACAAAAAGAGAUUUGCCUUCUUGGAACUCAUGCUCUGGUUGGGGGAGACAGCUAUUAAACACACAGAUAAGCAAUUUGUAUGACCUAUUAGGAGGGAAAAGAAAGUACCACAGAGAGCAGAGAGGUGGAGAGGGUGUGUGCCACAUGUUGGGGCUCUCGUAGGAGACAGAGUUAACCCAAGGAAUCCUCAGGGGAAGGAAAUUUCAGGCAGAUUAAUCAUCUGCUACACAUUCCGUAGAAAACCUGGUGUAUUUGAGGAGCUAAGAGGUCACUGGGGCUGGGAUAAUUCCCUCCUCCACCAACAUCCCUUGUGUAUUCUUUGGUCUACAGCAUCUAGCACCAUUUGACAUAAAACAUGUUAUGUAUUUAUUUUCUGUCCUCCUUCACUAGAUUGUAAAAUAAGAAAAGGAGGACUUUGUUUUGUUCACUGACAACACUACUUGCUGCAGUGCUUGGCAUAUGUUAGGUGUGUAACAGGUAUUGUUAAACGGAAGAAUCAGUGAGUGACUCAGAAACUUGGACCAGUGGAACCCAUGAAUAUGUUGUAAAGUUUUUGUUUUUAUUGUGCAUAUUGAGUUAUGGUAAGGUCAUCUUCAAGUGUUAUUAUUCUGUUCUUACCCUAGCACAAUAGUCUAUGACAUCACAUAGUGCAAUUCCCAUGUAAACAGCUGAGGCCUGUCGAGAAUAAGUCAUUUGGCAAACUCAAACAAUCAGUAGGUGAAAGAGCCCAAUCGGGAAUCUCAGUUGCCAAAUUGUCUUUCUAUCAUAAUUUUGUCUUCCUCUUCUUGUAAUUGAAUUCAAAUACAUUCAUUCUGGUUUUGAUCAUGAAUUUAUUAAUGCAUUUUAAAUUUUUCUUUGUUUGGGCUGCUACUACUGGUUAUGUUCAAUCACUCUCUGGUUCUUCCAGCUGUAGAUUUAAUUUGGCUCCCUGUUCCUGUAGGAAAUCCUCCUUUUAAACUGCUUAGGCUUCUUAUAAUCAUACUAACUUUCCCAUAUGGGAGCAGUAAGAUAAUCAACCUCUCUAAUCUUUGGUGUUCUUUACAUAAAGCAGAUAAUAAUGAUAUCUUUUGUCCUCUUAAACAAAUUUAAUAAUAUACAUGAUGUAAUAGCAUUAAAAACUGGCACAUAUGUUCAGGAUAUGCUCAAGCUGACUUACCUCAAACGGUAGAGUUAGAAACAUACCAGGGGAUUCCAAUUCAAUCCCAUCAAGGUGGCAUGUACCAAUGCCAUCUCACUAGUCCCAGUGAUCAAUUUCUGUUCACAAUUGAUCAUAAUGAUAGGACUAAGAACCAAAGGGAUCACAUACACAAGAAUAGUGUCUGCAAAUACUAGCUGAUAGAAUAAAAAAGGGAGAGAACAAUCCAACACGGGAAGUGAGAUACACAGCAGACUCAUAGAAUGACAGAUGUCCUAAACAGCACUCUGGCCUCAGAAUCAGCCCUUAAGGCAUGCGGAUCCAGCUGAAAAGCCCAUGAGAGUAUUUCAGGCAUGGAAAGCCAAAACACUUUGGAAAAAAAAAAAAACCUAAAUGAAAGAUCUCUGCGAGUGAGAUCCCAGUGGAAAGAACGGGUCAUCAAAGAAGGAGGUACCUUUCUCUGAAGGGAGGAGAGAACUUCCACUUUGACCAUGGCCUUGUCUAAAUAUGAUCAGAGUCAGUGAACUCAGGGUGCUUCCAUAGCCUUGGCAGCUCAUGACAAGAGCCUAGGGUGAUUACUGAGGCCAGAAACAAGAGUGUCAAUUUGUUCAGUCAACAACAGGAGUCACUGUGCACUUACUCCUCAUGUAGGAUCUUUGUCCUUAGUGUGCUGUACAUUGAGGCUUAAUGCUAUAACUAGUACUCAAACAGUAUUUUUCACUUUAUGUUUCUGUGUGGGAGCAAACUGUUGAAAUCUUUACUUAAUGUAUGCUAAACUGAUCUUCUGUAUAUAAAGAGAAACGAAAAUGAAUCUUGAUGUGAAUGGAAGGGGAGAGGGAGUGGGAAAGGGGAGGGUUGCGGGUGGGAGGGACAUUAUGGGGGGGGGAAGACAUUGUAAUCCAUAUUCUGUACUUUGGAAAUUUAUAUUCAUUAAAUAAAAGUUUAAAAAAAUAAAAAAAAAACUGGCACAUAUGAGUAAAAAACCCCUAGCAAAUGCAGCUAUUAUUGUUAGGUACUUUAAAUAUUGGUCCUCAUAAGAGCAGUGACAAAUAAUAUUACUUCUAUUGUGAAAUAGAAGACAUUACAUAUAACUCAGAGUAGUGAAAUGGUCUAGUUAAUAUGACACAGAAGUACCAAUGGCCUGAACCUUCUCUUUUGAAUCUUAUCCUAGUUAUCUUUUCAUCAGAGCUCAGUAGGAAAAAAAAAAACUUACUUGUACUUAUUUCUUCUUUACUAAUUUUCAGAGAACUAUAACUCAAGGAACUCUAGAUGGCAAAUAAUAUGGAUUGAUCAACAAAUGAAAAGUAAUGAAAAAUUUCAUAUGUAUGUCAACAUGAAUAUUGUUCAGUUAAUUAUAAUGUGUAUGUACAAUGGGAUAACAUGCAAUUUUCAAAAAGAAGAAAGAACGAUAUUUAUAUGCCAAAAGAUAUCUAAAAUAAAAUUGUCUUAUUUGGAAUUUGUUUUGAC
This is a messenger RNA of Oryctolagus cuniculus (rabbit), 6305 nucleotides long. RefSeq names its product hyaluronidase-4. The record is from RefSeq and is a predicted model, not a curated record. Gene Ontology annotation, biological process: carbohydrate metabolic process; hyaluronan catabolic process. Gene Ontology annotation, cellular component: cytoplasmic vesicle. NCBI's taxonomy places the organism in Eukaryota, Metazoa, Chordata, Mammalia, Lagomorpha, Leporidae. Gene Ontology annotation, molecular function: hyalurononglucosaminidase activity.